GUAUCGUACUCUGGCGUACAAGACCAUACUUUAUGGGCCACUUCUGUGAGCGAACGGACUUUUCUGGAGGACGUGGGGGUUCCGACUCCUUGACGGAAAAUGCCGAAUAAAGGGAAAAAAGAUAAGGAAUCUUCCAAAUCGGGAAAAUCAAGCAAAUCUGGACACAAAAAUGGCCAUUCCACCUCUGACAAUGAGGGUGCUAAUAAGAAGAGCGUGCAGCCGCCCACCGCCCAGCUAUUGAGGGUGAAACACGGCUCCAACACCGCAGCCAGGAAGGACAGGAGACUAAGUGCUUCGGUCUUCCCCAUCAGCGUCAACAGGGAGCUGCAUACGCUGCCUGCCAUUAAAGACUGUGCUCCGGCAGAGCAGGAGAAGCUGUUCGUGCAGAAGUUGCGUCAGUGCUGCGUGCUCUUUGACUUCCUGUCGGACCCGCUAAGUGACCUGAAAUGGAAGGAGGUGAAGCGGGCGGCGCUCAGCGAGAUGGUGGAAUACAUCACCCACAACAGGAACGUCAUCACAGAACCCAUCUACCCAGAGGUGGUGCACAUGUUUGCGGUGAACAUGUUCAGAACGUUGCCUCCGUCGUCCAACCCCACAGGGGCCGAGUUCGACCCGGAGGAGGACGAGCCGACGCUGGAGGCAGCCUGGCCCCACCUGCAGCUUGUCUACGAAUUUUUCCUUCGGUUUUUAGAAUCUCCCGACUUUCAGCCCAAUAUAGCAAAGAAGUACAUAGACCAGAAAUUUGUGAUGCAGCUUCUAGAUCUGUUUGACAGCGAAGACCCACGGGAGAGGGAUUUCCUUAAAACCACUCUCCACAGGAUAUAUGGAAAGUUCCUGGGCCUACGGGCCUACAUCAGAAAACACAUCAACAAUAUAUUUUAUAGGUUUAUCUAUGAGACUGAACACCAUAAUGGAAUAGCAGAAUUACUGGAGAUCCUCGGAAGUAUAAUAAAUGGGUUUGCCUUACCACUAAAAGAGGAGCACAAGAUUUUCCUUUUAAAGGUCCUGUUGCCUUUGCACAAAGUCAAAUCACUUAGUGUCUACCAUCCACAGCGUCUCGUUUCCUCCCUCCGGCAGCUGGCUUACUGUGUGGUGCAGUUUCUAGAGAAGGACAGCACUCUCACUGAACCGGUGGUCAUGGCUCUUCUGAAAUACUGGCCCAAGACGCACAGUCCCAAAGAGGUGAUGUUCCUCAACGAGCUGGAGGAGAUCCUGGACGUCAUCGAGCCGUCCGAGUUCGUCAAGGUCAUGGAGCCUCUGUUCAGACAGCUGGCCAAGUGUGUGUCCAGCCCACACUUCCAGGUGGCGGAGAGGGCGUUGUACUACUGGAACAACGAGUACAUCAUGAGCCUGAUCAGCGACAACGCCGCCAAGAUCCUCCCCAUCAUGUUCCCGGCACUCUACCGCAACUCCAAGACACACUGGAACAAGACCAUCCAUGGCCUGAUCUACAAUGCUCUCAAGCUCUUCAUGGAGAUGAACCAGAAGCUGUUCGAUGACUGCACGCAGCAGUUCAGGGCUGAGAAAAACAAGGAGAAGGCCAAGUCAAAAGAACGGGAGGAGGCCUGGAUUAAGAUCGAGAACCUCGCCAAAUCCAACCCACAGUUACACCCGAGAGAGCAGAGGAACGACCAGCCUAUAGCAUGGCACAAGUCGGAUCUCCCUCAGGACAUCUACACCACAAAAGCCUUGGAGACCCAUCGCCACGCCGACGACAUGAUCACAACCCAAGAUGGGCUCUAGGUCUGCCCCUCUAUUGUCCAGUCCCUUCGGAGGUUCUCUUCGCCCCCACCCUCAUUCUCUGGCCCACUCUGGCAUUGGUUUCCACGCCGUCGCCAGUAGACCUCCCCUCUCUCGAAUUUCUGCUUUCUCAGGUGUUUCUUUUCAGGAGGGGUAAUGCCGCCCCCCCCCCCCCUCCCCCAUUGUCUCAUUUUCCACUGAAAUCCUAUUACGUUAAGACGCUGUGUCAUCACUGUUUGAAUGAAAACGGGCAGGUUCUGUCCCGCGUGUGACUCGACGAGCCCCAAUGACCCUCCACUGGGUGGAAUGCACAACGAACAGCGCAGAAACUGAAUGGGGGACCGCUCGUGUCUUCUGUGGUUUCCGGUCAAGGGGAAACCAAACCAAGGAAAGAAGUGGCUGGACGGAGGGAGAGAGAUGAUGAAUGGAUCUACUUUCCGGAUAAUUUGCUUUGUUCAAACUCCAGUUUUCUUUCAUUUAUUCCCAGGGAAAUCUGCCAGUGCCAAGACCGUCUGUGUUCUUUUUUUGUCUGUGGUUUUCACUCUGUGUGAUUUUUAACAAGGACGACUAGCUAGGUAAACCAACUGGGUCAUUUGCCUUUGCUUAUUUUUGGCCUCAGACUUUUUUUUUAAAGGUAUUGUUUGAGUGGGGCAGUCUUGUUUUUUUUGUUUUUGUUUUAUUCUUGUAUAAUUUUUUUUUUUUUUACUGUAAAGGUAGUAUUUGGAAGGGUGGGGUCAAAGGGCAGUAGGCCGAUAUGAACACUUUCCAACUCGUACAUAUGCGCUGGGGUCAGCAGUUUAGAUCGCUAGACCUCCCUCUGUAACAGACAACCCUCUGUAACAGACGCUGAUUUAUUAACAAUGCAUUUUUUGUUAGGCCGUAGUGCAACAAGAUAUUGUGGAUUGACUGAUCCACUCUGACGAGUUGUGACAGGAUUUGGGUUGGGGGUGGUUUCUGUGUGGACACUGGAUGUUUCACGCUCUACAGUUGUGCCAUACACUUUGUCUUAUUUCCUUUCUCAUACUCUAUUAUUGAUGUCCAGUGGCAAUAUGUGAGCCAGAUCACGCCGAAACAUUGACAGUUCAAACAAUGGUACUUUAUUAUUUUAUAGAGAAAAAAAACAUAGUUAUUUUAGUCUGAAUCCUGGUUUGUCGCAACCAAAAAUGCACCGCUUGGUCACUUCUAAUCAGUCCUUAAUGCAUAUGUGGAUUUAUACACACACUUCCACAGUUGUCACUGCUUUUGGGGCGCUUUAUCCAAUUGUGAAUUUUACCUGAGGAUACAUGUGGUUAGAAAUCAUGGCAUAGCUGGUAACGCCUGGUGACGUGACCAAUCUAGGAACGUUUUUAACCUAAUUCACAACAACCGGCCACAAGUAGGCAUCGUUUUUUUUAAGGAGGUUGCGAUCAAGAGGGGUGUAACAGAAUUACGCAUGAUGUCAAAACGUGUAGUCACUUGGGGUGCGGGGUAGUUUUUAUGUCGAUGCCGCCGACGGACUGCAGAGUAGUCUGUCUGAAACGCGAGUCGUGUCCUCGCAGCUCGGGAGCCUGUUGCUAGUCAAGCAUUGUCCCCAGUUCGUUCCAGAGGUACCCAUGGUAUCACACGUUGCAGGACGCCCUGGGCACUCUUCACUCCAGCCCCCAUGUUCUCUGCGGUGAGUUCCCAGAAACGCUGGUCUGCUUCGCCGCGUAGCUGAAAGGACUGGGACUCGUCUUGUGCGAGGCGAGAAACGGGGAAAACAUUUCUUACCUUCCUUAAGACAUCUCUUGUCAAAGACAUCAGAGUGCCUUUUAUCAAAUGGUGAAGUAUUAAAUUAUUUGCCCGGUGAGCAGGACAGCGAAAGUGAUGGCUCAGUGAGCAUCGUUUGUGUCGUUCCCAUUAAUAUAGUGAUUCACUGGCAGGUCGGCGUGGCAACGCUAGAGGCUGACGCUGAUGUGAGGUAGAGACCGGAGAUCCCUUGUGCAAGUGGACUACUCCUGUAACAAGCGAAGGAAACUGCCUGAAAAGCACUUCCUGAAGACUGUGACGUUUGUGUAUCUUCAAUGAAGCUCUGUUUGUGCGACGUCUUCAGCCUUCUCCAGUCAUUAGGCGGUCCAGUCCAGUAUGGCUUUGGCCGUCUUGUAAAUGUUAGUGGCUGUCUGUUGUACCAUUGUUUGAACUUGCAAAUCUAGCAUGGGUAUCCGACCUGUAAUGAAUUCUGUUUUGUCUUGCCCCGCUACCUGGCAGUCUGAAUGCAAGCUUUAACAUUGUGGCUGCCAGUGGAUAGGGCCCAUGCUAAAAUGGACUGAUAUCUAGGUCUGACUUGGUGACUUUAUAAGUAAUAUUUGCUAGAAUGCGAAAUGCGUAAAUUAUACUACCAUGUUAGACCAGUGUCUUUUCCCCUAGAAGAAUGACACUCACCAAAAAAAUUUUUUGCCCUAAACCAAUUGAUUUUCUUUGGUAUAACUGUAUUGAUUAGAGAUUUUAUCACUUCGCUUUUUAUUUGUGUUAAAACUGUUGUAGUUUUUUAAAUUGGGGACAGAUGAAUUACCCGUGUGACAAGAUACACAGAGAAAAAAAUAUUUUGCUGACUGUUUUUCAAAAUGAUUUGCUUGACCUCGUAAUUUUGCAGGUUUUUAGUUGAACAUGUACUUUCCAGAAUAUAAUAACUUGACAAGUGUCCUUUUGUCUGUGACCUGUACUAUAUGGCUUCAUUUAAUAUUGUACAUAUGAUUUACUUUGUUUUAUGUAGUGUUAUAUCUAGAUUAAUUUUGUACAAAAUUGUCCUAUGUACAGAAUAAAAACAUCAUUAGCAACAAGUCAAUGUGGCACAUACUUUCUUUUACCUGUAAUUGUCUAAAUUAUUAGAAAUAUUGAGUCUGUUUUAAUUUUUUUUUUUUUAUAUUCCAAAUACCUGUAACUUGGUUUCAGUCCGUAGCCUUCUGUGUGCUUUUAUCACAGUCUCGAGUGGUGUACAUCAAUAUAGAAUUAAUAAAAAUAUUUGAAUUUAUAUUUUCAACCAUA
Messenger RNA from Esox lucius (northern pike), 4743 nucleotides. RefSeq names its product protein phosphatase 2, regulatory subunit B', gamma a (gene ppp2r5ca). NCBI's taxonomy places the organism in Eukaryota, Metazoa, Chordata, Actinopteri, Esociformes, Esocidae. The transcript has 15 exons. Bases 100 to 1743 code for a protein of 547 amino acids. Gene Ontology annotation, cellular component: cytosol; protein phosphatase type 2A complex; nucleus. The record is from RefSeq and is a predicted model, not a curated record. Gene Ontology annotation, biological process: protein dephosphorylation; signal transduction. Gene Ontology annotation, molecular function: protein phosphatase activator activity.